CGUCUUUCGGCUUUUAUGGCACUGGAUUUGUGUGGCUCUAGAGGCUUUUCGGGAAAGUCUUUUUCAGAGAUAAUAACUCCAGUUGUGUCAGCACUACAUUUGGACUGGAUGUUGCAUGGACUUUGUGAUAAAAAUCAAAAUCAAUCACUCAAAAAGUCAUGCCUGUUCCUGCAAGGAAAAGAAGCUGGGAGGAACACGUGACCCACAGAACUGGAUUACUAUACAGUUUUGAUGACCUCGAUAUACUUUGCUGUCAUGGAAUUACGUAUGAUGGUGAUGCGUCAGGUAUGGACAUAUCUAAAUCAGGGCGCAGAGAGAGGUGUGCAUCACUGCCUGAGUGUUGCCAUGAGUUUCGUGCUGAUGGAAUUCCAUUCACACCUGCCCAGGUAAAUGCCCUGGAUGAAGACAAAAAUGCUGAUCGAGGGUCCAGCCACUGUCUGUCCGUGGAGGGCAGUGUAGAAACACUGGUCUAUGAACUGCGGGGUCAUUCUUCUGGCAGCUCCAAUGGAUCUGACUCCAUUGAGCCGGACCAAGCCGGACCACCGGAGCCCAUGGCUGAGGACACAUCUCCUACUGAGGCUCUUGAGGACAGGGCGGGCCUUAGAGAUGACAACUGCAGCUCCGAGUGCGAAUCUGAGAAAAGCAAUGAAACGAUGAAGUUGCCUGAUGAGGAGAAUGUUACACCAGCCACGGCCCCUGAAAAAGAAAGUGAAGAUCAGGCAUCCACUCAAACCUUUUCUUCUGAUUUUGAGCAGGAAAGUGCUCGUGAUCAUGUUCAUGCACUGCCUCAGCAUGCUGUCAGUGCACAACCAGCUGAGCCAUCAGAAGACACAUCAAAAGAUGGCACGCAACCCUGUGAGGCCAAGGGUUAUUCAGAGGCCUUGCCUUCCUGCUGUGAUGACAAACUAUUGUUCAGUAGAGAUGGAAUAUGUGAGAAAACAUCAAUGAAGGAAUGUGACAAUGCAGCCUCUGAGACAGAUAUGAUCAGUGAUGUGACAUGUUCAGAGGUGAUGCAUAGCCAAACAACCCCAGGAGAGCGUAAAGUUAUUCCGCAUGUCAGUGUGAUCAGUGAGGAGCCAAGUUCUGACGCAGCUGAUGGCCAAACAAUAGAGUAUGAUGAUUCAGCAGUAAAAAUGGCUACAAUAAGUGAGGUACCACAUUCUGAAGAAGUGGACUCCCUCAAGCCACCGGGAGAAUGUAACAACACAACCCCAAAAACGGAUACAGUCAGUGGGGUACUGUCCUCUGGGGUGCCCCAUAAUGCCCCUGGGGAAGAGAGAAAUGCCACCGAAGUAAGAGAAGCUGAAACGGGGGCUGAGGUGACUGAGCAUAAGGUGGAAGACAGUGUUGUAAAAUUGCGGAAAAGAAAGGGGUCAAAAGAAGAGAGAGAGCGAUCACACCUAGACUCAAUGGUGUUGUUGAUUAUGAAACUGGACCAGCUCGACCAAGACAUUGAGAACGCGCUGAGCGCCACCUCCUCAAUAUCCAACACACCCACCAUGAAACGAAGAAAUGUCCAUGGGACGGACCUGGAAACAAUAAAUGGAGGGGAUACUUUACACUCGAUGCAACAACCCAAAAUCAUCCCCCAUAUGAUGUUCUCUGCUCUGACAUCAUCAGCACCUGUGGCAGCCUGUGGACUGAAAGCAAAGACUGGGAUAAUGCCUCCUAUUUCAGAAAAAGAUAAAGCUGAGAUCGAGGCCAAGGAGGCGUGUGAUUGGCUACGAGCAGCUGGGUUCCCACAGUAUGCACAGCUCUACGAAGAUUCCCAGUUCCCUAUUGAAAUCUCCUCUGUCACCAGGGACCAUGACUUCCUUGAUCGGGAUGCCAUCGAGGCACUAUGCAGGCGGUUAAACACCCUUAACAAAUGUGCUGUGAUGAGGCUGGAAAUCACUCCACAAAGAAAACAAAGUGAGGACUCUGAUGAGGAUGAGCCCUGUGCCAUCAGCGGCAGGUGGACUUUCCAGAGGGACAGCAAACGCUGGUCCAGGCUGGAGGAGCUCGAUGUCUUCACGUUGUCAGGAGAAGCGGGCGCCUGCCCUCCGGAAGGCCCCGCGGGGCUGAAGGUGGGGGUCAGCACGGAGAGCGUGCUGACGGACCUCAGCGAGCAGCCGGAGGUCAACUCCCUCCACAGCGUCAGCAGCAGCACAGGCAGCCAGGGGGUGGGCAACAUCAGGACCGAUUCGGUGACCAGCAUCUGCUCCUCGUCCAACUCCGGGGCCAACGAAGACUACUCCUCCGAAGGCCUGUCCCUGCCCAAGGAGCUCCCAAGCUUCACCCUCAACAGCAAGCCCGGCGUGAAGGGCACGCGCUCCAAGGCCAAGAGCUUCCUGAAGAGGAUGGAGAGCCUGCGGCUGAAAAGCUCGCCCAGCAAGAAGAAGAAGGUGAUGACCAAGCUCAUGAUCAGCGGCCCCGUGCUGCAGGAGGGGAUGGACGAGGACAAGCUGCGGCGCCUCAACUGCGUGGAGAUCUCCAGCCUCAACGGGCAGGGCUGCCCAAGGAACCGCAGCGUCUCCUACUCCACCCAGACCAGCAGCAGCAGCAGCCAGUCGGAGGCCGGCAGCAGCACGGUCAGCACGCCCAGCCCCGUCACCCGGGCCCGCAGCCGCAGUGCCGCCUGCUCCAACAACAACAACAAGCGGGUGGGCAUGUAUCUGGAGGGCUUUGACCCCUUCAGCCAGCUGCAGCUGCAGCCUCCUCUGCAGGAGCAGCAGAAGGAGGAGCCGGCCUCCGCCCCGGCGGGACACGUGGCAGAGCGCAACCUGAGGAACCGGAAGGAGGCUGUAGAGGAGGAGGAGGAGGAAGAGGAGGAGGAGGAGGAGGUCAUCUUCUUCAUCCCUGAGGACCACAAGCCGGGCACGUUCCCCAAAGCGCUCUGCAAUGGCAGCCCGCGCUUCAGGCUGCGGCGGGAGAGCAGCGACGACAGCUCCAAGGGCUCCAGCUGCAGCGGCCGCAAUCGGCGCAACUCAGCCAGCUCGCUAGACAGCCGGCUCAGCCUCUACGACAACGUGCCCGCCUCGCUGCUCCCGGACCGGGACGAGGAGGCCGAUGACCUGCCCUGCCCUGGGCUAGACGACAUCCUCCGCCACGUGCGCGGCCUGCAGCGCUUCGUCAACGAGUGGUCGGAGCGGGCCUGCGAGGAGGGCGACUCGGACUCGGCGCUGGACUCGGUCUCGCCCUGCCCCUCCUCCCCACUGCAGAACCACCUGGAGGAGGCGGAGAACGGCAGCGACCUGGACAGCACGGGAAACUCAGUAAACGAGCAGGACGAGACGCUAACAGUGCGAGAGAGAAGAGACUCGGGGGUCGGAGCCUCCCUAACCAGAUCAAACAGACCUCAGAGGCUGCGAUGGCACAGUUUCCAGAGCUCCCACCGGCCCAGUCUCUCCUCCAUGCAGCUGCAGAUCAACUGCCAGUCCGUCAUCCAGAUGAACCUCCUGCAGAAGUUCUCCCUUCUGAAACUCACCGCCCUGCUGGAGAAAUACACUCCCACCAACAAGCACGGUUUCAGCUGGGCAGUGCCAAAGUUUAUGAAGAGGAUCAAGGUGCGGGAUUACAAAGACCGGAAUGUUUUCGGGGUCCCCCUUCAAGUGAACGUGCAGCGCAGCGGGCAGCCUCUGCCCCAGAGCAUCCAGCAGGCCAUGCGGUACUUACGCAACCACUGCCUGGACCAGGUGGGCCUGUUCAGGAAGUCAGGGGUGAAGUCGCGGAUCCAGGCACUCCGUCAGAUGAACGAGACGUGCACAGACAGCAUCAGCUACGAGGGGCAGUCGGCUUAUGACGUGGCAGACAUGCUGAAGCAGUACUUCAGAGACCUGCCAGAGCCCCUGCUCACCAGCAAGCUGUCUGAGACCUUCCUGCAGAUCUACCAGUAUGUACCCAAAGACCAGCGUCUGCAGGCCAUCAAGGCGGCCACGCUGCUGCUGCCCGAUGACAACAGAGAGGUGCUCCAGACGCUGCUGUACUUCCUCAGCGACGUCACCGCCAACGUGGCGGAGAACCAGAUGACCAGCACCAACCUGGCCGUGUGCCUGGCGCCGUCCCUCUUCCAUCUCAACACCCUGAAGAGGGAGAACUCCUCCCCCAGGGUGAUGCACAGAAAGCACAGCCUUGGCAAACCUGACCAGAAGGACCUCAACGAGAACUUGGCUGCCACACAUGGCCUGGCCCAUAUGAUUGUGGAGUGCAAGAAACUCUUCCAGAUUCCUGAGGAAAUGAGCCGCUGCAGGAACUCCUACAUGGAGCAGGGCCUGCACCCUCCAAAGCUGGAGGAUCUGAGAGAGGGCAGCCCGGAGCAAGCCUCUGGCUACAGCGGCCUCCUCAAGGAGAGCCUGGACUGCCUGCUGAAGGAGGCCAAGGAGAAGUUUAAGGGCUAUGACAGCUACUCCACCCCUGAGCAAUCGGAGCUGGCAUGCAAGAAGGUGCACGACGGCUACCCUCUGCGGAUGUGGAAGGCGACGGUUGAGGUUCCGGCGCCUCCAGAGGAGGUUCUGACCCGGGUUCUGAGGGAGCAGCACCGUUGGGAUGAGGAUCUGCUGGAGUCCAAGGUGGUGGAGACCCUUGGGAAUCAGACCGAGGUCUACCAGUAUGUGCAGAACAGCAUGGCUCCGCACCCCACACGUGACCAUGUGGUGCUGAGGACAUGGGUGACAGAUUUACCUAAGGGGGCCUGUGCCAUUGUUGGAACCUCAGUGGACCAUGACGGUGCAGCAGUUAUGGGUGUGCGGGUGAAUGUCCUGACUGCUCGCUACUUCAUUGAGUCAUGUGGGCCCAGCAAGUCCCGGCUCACCUACAUCUGUAGGAUUGACUGCAGGGGUCGCUUUCCAGAGUGGUAUAAUAAGAUGUUUGGACACACGUGUGCAGUUGAAGUCGUGCGAAUAAGAGACUCCUUCAGCAGUCAAGCUGAAAAAUGAGCAGCGACAGGACUGAAGCCAGCGUGUGCUGUCUGCUGUCACCUCGGAUGACUCUACGCCACUAAUUCCUGAAAAGAGGCAGGAGAAGCCAGCCAAGAGGAGAGAGAUGUGCGCUCCACAGUUUGCACAUGGUGUUGAGGCAGAGAGUGACCCUUAUUAAAUUGGCCCAGACUGUGCCAACUUCUUUCCGUGUUGUCUAAAGCUGCUUCAUUUGAGUAACGGGUUACUGGUGCUGGCCCCCAACUGGAAUGGAUGUGUGCCUGAGAGCUUCGGUGUCGCCUUGGGUGACACGGGGGCGGCCACUGCUUCUGAGAAGCAACAAGAUUAUGCUUGUGUGUAUGUGAGAUAAAUCUGCUUUGAUGUUUGCUCUUUCUCUGUGACUAUAUGAUGUUAAAACAAAUGUUUUUUUAUUUACGGCCACAGGCAGGAUUUGCGACAUUUGCGUGACACUAUGCAUAAGCCUGCAUUGGUGUUCUUGAUAUGGAUUGCACUAGAGUGGAUAUGGAUGUUGAGAGGUUGAGAUGGCUUGAGAUGGUGUAGAUUGGCAUGGAGGAGGGCAGGGUAAGGGUGGCUGGGACACCAGUAGGUUAGAGGAUAAAGUAGAGCAAAGGUUGUAGGCCACAAUAGACCUGUAAGUGGAAUGAACUCAAGAUGGACCAAAGCUUAAUAACUGACAUUUUAAGAUUGCAAGGAGCAGACCCUCUUGGGUUUUGACAGUAGAACAUAAUUUUAUUUGGUCUUAUUAGGAAUUUGACUUGAAAAUACAAAGCUGUCAGAGAUAUAGUGUACAGACAAACAAAUUUUUCACAACAGCAUCAAGACACGCGUUGUACAUAAGCAUCAGAUUUACAUUUACGAAUAUACAUUCAGAUGUACAAAUAUACAUUUAACAUUGUUAGAUCAAAUCUGCACUAAAUCUCCACAACUUGCUAAUGCUAAGAUGUUGCCUGUUGCUCAAGCAUGGUCAGGAAGUCUGAGUGGGUUAUCUUUUAGAAUGUUUUACAGAAAUGUGCAUCCUAAUACAAAAAUAACAAUUAGAAUAUCUAUGAUU
This is a messenger RNA of Megalops cyprinoides (Indo-Pacific tarpon), 5964 nucleotides long. Its product is annotated as rho GTPase-activating protein 7-like. Gene Ontology annotation, biological process: regulation of Rho protein signal transduction; signal transduction; actin cytoskeleton organization. Lineage: Eukaryota; Metazoa; Chordata; Actinopteri; Elopiformes; Megalopidae. The transcript is spliced from 18 exons. Gene Ontology annotation, cellular component: membrane raft; focal adhesion. The coding region runs from base 159 to 4913 and encodes 1584 amino acids. Gene Ontology annotation, molecular function: lipid binding; protein binding; GTPase activator activity. The record is from RefSeq and is a predicted model, not a curated record.